Messenger RNA from Urocitellus parryii (Arctic ground squirrel), 2730 nucleotides. RefSeq names its product VPS16 core subunit of CORVET and HOPS complexes (gene Vps16). Lineage: Eukaryota; Metazoa; Chordata; Mammalia; Rodentia; Sciuridae. Gene Ontology annotation, cellular component: cytoplasm; lysosomal membrane; HOPS complex. Gene Ontology annotation, molecular function: actin binding. The record is from RefSeq and is a predicted model, not a curated record. Gene Ontology annotation, biological process: vacuole fusion, non-autophagic; intracellular protein transport; endosomal transport.
GGAAGUGCCGGCCUGGAGCCCGCGCUAGGUGGCUGUCCUAACAUUGCCCAGCCGCUGUCUGCACCAGUCAUGGACUGCUACACGGCGAACUGGAACCCGCUCGGGGACUCUGCCUUUUACCGGAAAUAUGAACUGUACAGCAUGGACUGGGACCUGAAAGAGGAACUCAGGGACUGCCUGGUGGCUGCUGCACCCUAUGGGGGCCCCAUUGCGCUGCUGAGGAACCCCUGGAGGAAGGAGAAAGCUGCCAGCGUGCGACCAGUACUUGAGAUUUACUCUGCUUCUGGUAUGCCUCUAGCCAGCCUACUGUGGAAGAGUGGACCUGUGGUGUCCCUGGGCUGGUCAGCUGAGGAGGAGUUGCUUUGUGUGCAGGAAGAYGGUGCAGUGCUGGUUUAUGGGCUUCAUGGUGACUUCCGAAGACACUUCAGCAUGGGCAAUGAGGUGCUCCAGAACCGGGUUCUGGAUGCCCGGAUCUUUCACACUGAAUUUGGUUCUGGGGUGGCCAUCCUCACGGGGGCCCAUCGUUUUACCCUCAGUGCCARUGUGGGCGAUCUCAAACUCCGCCGGAUGCCAGAGGUACCAGGUCUACAAAGUGCACCCUCAUGCUGGACCACACUCUGCCAGGACCGAGUAGCACACAUUCUCCUGGCUGUGGGGCCUGAUCUUUACCUCCUGGACCAUGCAACCUGCUCUGCAGUGACGCCUCCUGGCCUGGCCCCAGGAGUGAGCAGCUUCCUGCAGAUGGCUGUCUCCUUCACCUACCGGCACCUGGCGCUCUUCACAGACACAGGCUAUAUCUGGAUGGGGACAGCAUCACUCAAGGAGAAGCUAUGUGAAUUCAACUGCAACAUUCGGGCACCCCCGAAGCAGAUGGUCUGGUGCAGUCGUCCUCGCAGCAAGGAAAGGGCUGUCGUGGUGGCCUGGGAGAGGCUGCUAAUGGUGGUGGGCGAUGCACCUGAGAGCAUUCAGUUUGUGCUUGAUGAGGAUUCCUACCUGGUACCUGAACUUGAUGGGGUCCGCAUCUUCUCCCGCAGCACCCAUGAGUUUCUACAUGAGGUUCCAGUGGCCAGUGAGGAGAUCUUCAAAAUUGCCUCGAUGGCCCCCGGAGCACUACUGUUGGAGGCCCAGAAGGAGUAUGAGAAAGAAAGCCAGAAAGCAGAUGAGUACCUACGAGAAAUCCAGGAGCUGGGGCAGCUGACUCAGGCCGUGCAGCAAUGCAUUGAGGCUGCAGGACACGAACACCGACCAGACAUGCAGAAGCGUCUGCUCAGGGCAGCUUCGUUUGGGAAGUGUUUCCUUGACAGAUUUCCACCUGAUAGUUUCGUGCACAUGUGUCAGGACCUGCGUGUGCUCAAUGCUGUCCGGGACUACCACAUUGGGAUUCCCCUCACCUAUAGCCAAUAUAAGCAGCUCACCAUCCAGGUGCUCCUGGACAGGCUUGUAUUGCGGAGGCUAUAUCCCCUGGCCAUCCAGAUAUGUGAGUACCUGCGUCUUCCAGAAGUACAGGGCGUCAGCAGGAUCCUGGCCCACUGGGCCUGCUACAAGGUGCAGCAGAAAGAUGUAUCAGAUGAGGAUGUUGCACGGGCCAUUAAUCAGAAGCUGGGGGACACGCCUGGUGUCUCAUACUCUGACAUUGCUGCGCGGGCCUAUGGCUGUGGCCGCACAGAGCUGGCCAUCAAGCUGCUGGAAUAUGAGCCACGCUCAGGGGAGCAAGUGCCCCUUCUCCUAAAGAUGAAGAGGAGCAAACUAGCACUGAGCAAGGCCAUCGAGAGUGGGGACACUGACCUGGUGUUCACAGUAUUGCUGCACCUGAAGAACGAGCUGAACCGAGGAGACUUUUUCAUGACCCUCCGGAACCAGCCCAUGGCCCUGAGUUUAUAUCGACAGUUCUGUAAGCAUCAGGAGCUAGAGACACUGAAGGACCUUUACAAUCAAGAUGACAAUCACCAGGAGCUGGGCAGCUUCCACAUUCAAGCCAGCUAUGCUACAGGAGAGCGUAUUGAGGGACGCGUAGCAGCUCUGCAGACAGCAGCUGAUGCCUUUUACAAGGCCAAGAAUGAGUUUGCAGCCAAGGCUACAGAGGAUCAAAUGCGGCUCCUACGGCUACAGAGGCGCCUAGAAGAUGAGUUGGGGGGCCAGUUUCUAGACCUGUCUCUACAUGACACGGUCACCACCCUCAUCCUCAACGGCCAUAACAAACGUGCAGAACAACUGGCCCGUGAUUUCCGCAUCCCUGACAAGAGGCUUUGGUGGCUAAAGCUGACUGCCCUGGCAGAUUUGGAAGACUGGGAGGAACUGGAAAAGUUUUCUAAGAGCAAGAAAUCACCCAUCGGUUACCUGCCCUUUGUGGAAAUCUGCAUGAAACAACACAACAAAUAUGAGGCCAAGAAGUACGCUUCCCGAGUGGGUCCUGAGCAAAAGGUCAAGGCUUUGCUUCUCGUUGGGGAUGUGGCUCAGGCUGCAGAUGUGGCCAUCGAGCACCGGAACGAGGCUGAGCUGAGCCUUGUAUUGUCCCACUGCACUGGAGCCACAGAUGGAGCCACAGCUGACAAGAUUCAACGAGCCAGAGCACAAGCCCAGAAGAAGUGAGGAAUACUCCCUUCAGGGGGUUCUUCCCCUAGACCCUGGUCUUGGCAGAAGAAGUACUUUAUCCAGCUCCUUCCCCAGAGCAAAGCUGAGGAAGGGGCCGGAGAGGAGGGGACUCUCAUUGUAAAUAAAGAUGGGACACUU